Xenopus laevis (African clawed frog) is the source of this 1332-nucleotide messenger RNA. RefSeq names its product fibroblast growth factor 23, gene 2 L homeolog (gene fgf23.2.L). NCBI's taxonomy places the organism in Eukaryota, Metazoa, Chordata, Amphibia, Anura, Pipidae. The record is from RefSeq and is a predicted model, not a curated record. Gene Ontology annotation, molecular function: growth factor activity. Bases 125 to 958 code for a protein of 277 amino acids. The transcript is spliced from 3 exons.
UAUUAAAUUUCUGCUGUAUCAACAGAAAGAAUGUCCACUACCAGUGCUCCUGUGUGAUGUCACUGUGCUCUCAGCCCCUAUAUAAACUGCGGAAAGGUUUAGAAAGCCUCUGAGUUUCAUAUCAAUGAGACUGAAGAUAAAGUAUUGCAUUUCAUUGCUUUACCAGAGCCUCUACCAGCACAAAGAGAUGAUCAAGAACAAGCAGCAGACUAGGCUAGGACUGGCACUAGCUUUUCUUGCCAGUUUAAAUGUUAUCUAUGCCUUCCCCAACUCUUCUCCAGUAAUCAAUGCAGGCUGGGGGGUCUCUGACAGAUUGAUGCACCUAUAUACGGCCAGUGACUGGAACAGCUUCCACCUACAGAUCAACCACGAUGGAAGUGUUGAUGGAACCCCUACUCAAACCAUUUACAGUGCAAUAAUGAUCAAAUCCGAGUCCGCUGGGCACGUGAUUAUAACGGGCGUUAAAACAAAUCAGUACUUGUGCAUGGACAGAAGUGGGAACGUUUUCGGAUAUCACGACUUCAACCAUGAUGACUGCGUUUUUAAGCACGAGACUCUGGAAAACAACUUUGACGUUUACCAUUCUCCAAAACACAACUAUGUGAUCAGCCUCAAGGAGCCCAAGCAUCGUUUCCACCCCGGUAUGGACCUACCUCCUUACUCCCAAUUCCUGUCCUUGAAGAAUGAAAUCCCCAUAACCAGAUUUAAUGCGCCAGAGCCUGAAAUGAGAAUACCUGAAAGCAACUUUGCUGACCCCAAUGACAUCAUAAAGAACCUAAGGAACUGGGACUUUUCACAGUCUAUUCAUAACCCUUUUCAGGAUGUCUGGUUGCCAUUCCCCAGUGGUUCUUUACCAGUCAUUAGAGCUCCUUUGCCAAUAAUUCAUAACAAUGUCAUUAAUACAGAUGACCCAGAAGAAAUUGUGAAAAUGAAAACAUACAGAUAUUUUAAGAGGUAGUCAUGUCAAUGUAACAAACGGAGUCACAAUGAAUUAGAGUCUGGAUUUAGCUUUUUAUAUGACUUCAUCAGGACUCACAGUCCAAGGAAACAAUGCAUAUAGAAAUUUCAUGUAGGCAUGUAUCAUGUAUCAUGCAUUUUUAGCACUUUAUAUGCAGAGAAAAACUUAAUGCACUGGAAGGAUAGAAAAUCAUAACAAUCAUAUCUUGUAAGAGUGGACCAAGUAUUUUUGAUGCCCAAGGCAAUGCUAUUUGGCCCUGGCGCCCUAAAUGCUUGCUCCUAAACCAUUGUCUUAUAUCCCCCUGGUGGUUGGUCUACAAGACACCAACUCUUCACCUGCUACCCACUCCAACUUACUGCACUGGAGGCACAUGC